AUGGUUAACCUUUAUCCUGCCGCAAUCGACAGUGAUGAGGAAGUUGAAGCCGACGAAAGUGGCGAGGAUGAAAACAUGGAUGACAUUGAGGCUAUUGCGGUGGUGAAAAAGAAAAAGGUUGCUGGAGCAGCAAAUGAGUUUUCUUCGGAUUUCUCAUUCGAUUUCUCGGCUGACCAGAUGGUCGACCGUGACGAUGCUGCUUUAAAGAAAUAUCUACGCAAGGAAGUUGCGUCGACUUUGGAGGAAAAGAUCGAAGCUGUUCGCAAGGCAAAGAACACAUCAAAGGAGGUUGAAAUAGACAUUAAAGAUGAAGACGAUGGUGUGGAGCAGUUAGGUGGACGGGAGGCAAAAGACAAAUUGCGUGAUAAGAAGAAGAUGGGGCGCAAAAGCGUCCAGAAGCAGGAUGACUUCUUCGAUAAGGCAAUGGAUUUCUCGGACAAUAUAACAUUUGAUCAGAUGAAUUUGUCACGUCCAAUGUUAAAGGCUAUUGCAGCAGCGGGAUAUACAGAACCUACACCUAUUCAAGCAGCCUGUAUACCAGUCGCUCUUUCUGGAAAAGAUAUUUGCGCUUGUGCAGCAACAGGAACUGGAAAAACGGCUGCUUUUGUCUUGCCGAUAUUGGAAAGACUUUUGUAUCGGUCGAACGCUCGUUCUUGUACACGCAUCCUGGUACUUGUCCCAACAAGAGAGCUUGCCAUUCAAGUUUUCCAGGUGUUCCGCAAGCUUUCCACAUUCUCGCAAGUAGAAGUCUGUCUAUGCGCAGGUCAGUUCCCAUAA
This is a messenger RNA of Cooperia oncophora, 777 nucleotides long. The record is from the annotation of a GenBank genome assembly. Lineage: Eukaryota; Metazoa; Nematoda; Chromadorea; Rhabditida; Trichostrongylidae.